Molecule: messenger RNA, 836 nt
Organism: Symbiodinium necroappetens
Lineage: Eukaryota; Dinophyceae; Suessiales; Symbiodiniaceae
Source: the annotation of a GenBank genome assembly
AUGGAAGCGGCCAAAUCAUGGACCAACUACCGAGAUCCUGUUUGCCCGCUUCGCUUAGCACUUUACGGUCAUCCCGACAGCGGCGGUAUCUGGGAAAAGCACUGUACUAAGCAGCUUAAGAGCAUUGGAUGGGUCCCGGUACUUCCUGACAUAUGGCAAAGCAUUUCCUGUCACCCGGAACUCGAUCUUCUCCUCGUUGUCUACGUGGAGGACUUCAAGAUGGCAGGACCAAAGGUCACCAAAGGAUGGGAGGGCAUUUCAAAGGUUUUGGAAAUGGAUCCUGCUGAGCCGUUGAGAAGGUGCUUUGGUUGCCAUCAUGUGGAGAAGACCUUGGCUAAGCUCGAUCGUAGCGUUCCUCCCUUGGCUUAUGUGUUUGACAAACAAGAAACGGCAGCAGGUGUGGACAGCAAUCAGUUCCCGAUGCUUGGAACACAACGCAUAACGGAGAUGGACGACGGAACUAGCAAACAUGACGAUUACAACAAAGUCGGUCCCUCUCGCAUGAACCCUUGGUGGACAGGGAAAACUUUGUUCCCCAUCAUGGCUUCUUCGGAAGAGGAGUUCAGGGUUGCCGUAGCUGCCCGAAAGGGCAGGCCGAUGCGUAGCAAGUCUGAAGCCGAGCGAGAAGCCAAGCAACAAAGGUCCAAAGGGACCGAAACCAUCGUCGAUGAUGCUGUUCCAUCCAUGAACAAACCCGUGAACAUCAUGUUUUACGAUAUGAGAGACUUUCUUGUUUCUUCUGUCGACAAAUACUGUGAGUUUGCCGGUGUUGGCCUCGCAUCUACCUGGUACGGCGCAAUCCUGAGUUUCCAGGACUUCAUCAAGAACGCGGCCAG